AUGAGACUUCGUUCUAAGAGAAAGGAUUCAAACUCAUCAGGUACACAUGUUAUUCAGGAAGGAACAAAUUAUAACUUAUAUUUUAAAAUAAAUGCUAACAGAGCAGCAGAUUUGGUACAGAAGGCUGAUACAGAAAGUGUGAAUGAGUCCGGAACUGCUACAUCUUCAACAACAUCUAGUAGAAAAAAUGUAAACCCAGUUUUAGUGGCUGUACUUAAUAAUGUGAAGAAGAAAACGAAAAGAAGAGUUAACACUAGUCAGCCAUCAUGGGAUGCAACAUUACAGUUUCCACUAAAGAUGAGGGAUUAUUCUCAGGUAUUUAGUUUGACUGUAUGGGAUAAACAUAAAAGAUACAAAAACUACCUUGGGGAGUUGAGAUUGAACUUGAACGACAUUUUCUUCAAAGAUGGGAAGUUUCAGUCAAAGUCUGAUCUUAAGUGGUACAACCUAUACUCCAAUAAAGAGUACCAUAGUUUUGUUACCGGUUCAUUGUUAUUAUCGUUCGAAUUGGAAUUAAAAAAGCGGAAACAAAGAAAGUCGAAAAAGACGAAGGAGCAGGUACAAACCCCUUCGCAAACGCCAAAUCCUGAGACUACUCCUGAGCUCGAGACAUUAAAUGUUGAUAGUAGUUCUCCUGGAAUUGUUGUCAACGUAGUGCCCCCUUCCAGAAAAGCAAGUGGAAAUUUACAUAAAAAGGUAGACUCCCUAAGUCUUUCGGAUACCGAAACAGGGAUACCAAUAACAGUAGAAGAAAAUAAAGAAAAACAUUUCUUAGAGUGGAAGAGACUGUUGAUAUAUUCUGAUCCUGAUUCAAGUGUUACAAAACCUGAUGAGCAAGGUUUUUAUUCUGAUACCGGGGAAGUGCUUAGUUUACUGGCAGACUUGUCUGAUAUUGAAUCGAUCAGCUCUGCUGCUGUAUCAAAUCCAGAUGCCAGAGAAUCGGCUGAUCUGCAACACAGUCCUGUUUCAUCGUUGCGAAAUCAAAAGUUCUUGACUGUAGGAGCAGACGACCUUAGUUCAAUGUCUGAUGGCUCUAUAUUCUCGAGUGAUAGUGCUAUGAAUUAUGAAAGUGAUGCAUUAUCAAAUGAUAAUGCCGCCAAAGGGAUCCUGAAUUUAGGGAGCGAAUUAUCGAAAUCAAAAAGAAGUUUCGGUUUCAAAAGGUUAAAAAAGAAGAAAGAAAAGGAGCAAUUCAAUUUAAGCAAGAGAGCUGUCCUAGGUGUUUUAUUUCUUGAAAUUGUGUCUUGUUCCGAUUUACCUCCUAACAAGAGCUUUAAUCGUGCAACUUUUGACAUGGAUCCAUUUGUCGUAGUAACAUUUGGGAAGAAAACCUUCAGAAGUAGUUGGAAACGUCAUACAUUGAAUCCAAUAUUUAAUGAAAGAUUAGCAUUUGAAAUCUUGCCACAUGAGAGUAAUUUUAACAUUCAAUUUUUUGUUCUUGAUAAAGAUCAAUUUUCCUACAAUGAUAAUGUUGCCAAUCUCUCUUUAAGGAUGAAGGAUAUUACUAACAUGGCUACAGCACCUCCCGCUACAGCAUAUGAAAACAAACAUCUGUCUCCUUCUUCAUUUUCUUUAUUGCCCAAUGCCCUGGAUGCAGCCCUAUCUACAGGAGAGAAUGAUUCCCAAAAUUCAAGCAUUAGAAUACUUGAUGACGACAAUAUGGUACAUUCUGUUAGAAAGAAAAAAUUCACUAACAGAAAAAAAGUUACUGUUCUGCAUGCAGACACUUCAAGAUUUAAGACUAUGAACUUAACAUUAGAUCUACAUAAAUCGAAGAACUUAGGAAAGUACAAUCCUACAUUGAAGAUACGAGUUAGAUUUGAGCCAUAUGAAAGCUUGAGAAGACAAUUAUGGGGGAUUUUAUUAGAACAAUAUGAAUUGAAUGAAACUGAAGAUAAAUAUGACUUUAUCGAGUUAAUUUCAUUUUUGGAUACAUUAGGCUGCGAAAAUAGUGAUCAGAUCGUAAGCAAAUUUUUUGAUAAGUAUAAGAGACUGGCUUGGGGAGGCGAUUUAUUAUCAAUCAGUGAAAUUAUUGAUGCUCUUGAGGAUCAUGUUAAUUUUUCUACCGGGAUUGAUGAUAAACUCUUUGAUAUUGAAAAAUGUCCAUUGUGUUGCCAGAAACGAUUAUCUAAAAAGCAAGACUGUGAUAUAAUUACGCAUGUAGCAAUUUGUGCUUCAAAAGAUUGGAGUAUUGUCAAUAAGUUAUUAGUUUCAUCUUAUGUUACUCCACAAAUUGCUACUAAAAGAUGGUUUACAAAAGUUUUAAUCAAGCUUACUUAUGGAAAAUAUACAUUGGGUAGCAAUUCAGCAAAUAUCUUAGUUCAGGAUAGAACUACGGGUAUUAUUUUGGAAGAGAAAAUGGGAAUCUAUGUUCGGUUAGGUAUUCGAUUAUUAUACAAAGGUUUUGAUAAAGCCAAAACCAGACGAAUUAGACAAGUAUUGAAAAAAUUAAGCAUAAAGCAAGGAACUAAAUUUGAUUCACCACAACUGAAAAAUGAUAUUGAGUCUUUUGUUAAAUUUCAUAAAUUAGACUUAUCGCAAUGUCUCGAGCCGAACUUAGAUAAAUAUGAUACUUUCAAUGAGUUUUUCUAUAGAAAGUUGAAGCCAGAUGCUAGACCGAACGAAUCGCCUCAUGACAAUAGAGUUGUUGUUUCACCAGCAGAUUGUCGUUGUACAGCUUUUGCUACUGUUAAACAAGCAACAGAGGUUUGGGUUAAAGGGCGGAACUUUACGAUAGCCAAACUUUUCAACGGUAAUUUCAAUAACCUCCAAGAAACUGAUCUAUAUAAAGCUGACUGUUGUUCAUUAGGUAUCUUCAGACUAGCCCCACAAGAUUAUCACAGAUUUCAUUCGCCUGUUGAUGGUGUAAUAAAGAAUAUCAAAUAUAUCGAUGGGGAAUACUAUACGGUUAACCCUAUGGCUAUUCGAUCGGAACUAGAUGUCUUUGGAGAAAAUGUGCGUGCUAUUAUUCCCAUAGAAACUAAAGAAUUUGGUACUGUUAUUAUGGUUGCUGUUGGUGCAAUGAUGGUCGGGUCAAUUGUUCUUACAAAGAAUGAAAAUGAUGAAGUCAAAAGAGGAGAUGAAAUCGGUUACUUUAAAUUUGGUGGUUCAACUAUUCUUUUGUUAUUUAACAAUAAGGUGUUCAAAUUCGAUUCUGAUCUAGUUAAUAAUUCGAAUACAUCUGUAGAAACAUUGAUUCGUGUGGGUGAAAGUAUAGGCCAUGCACCAGAGAUUGAAGAGUAUAAGAGGGACCAUAUAGAUUUUGGUGCUCAAUCCAAGGAUUUCAAGUUGAAUUUGAUCAGAGCCCUUACUGGUGGCGACUUAAAUACUUCCAAAGAAUUAAGUAAUUGGGAGAGUACUCACACAAAUAUUGAAGAUUUAGUAGAUGUUGUUAAGGAGGAGGAUAUUGUUGAAGACGAAGAGGAUGACGACCUAGAAGAAGAAGGUCUGUUUUACAGUAAUGAAAGCGAUGCAUACGAUUUAUAG
This is a messenger RNA of Debaryomyces fabryi, 3483 nucleotides long. It is a transcript of the gene PSD2, whose product is annotated as phosphatidylserine decarboxylase 2. The record is from RefSeq and is a predicted model, not a curated record. The coding region runs from base 1 to 3483 and encodes 1160 amino acids. Gene Ontology annotation, biological process: phospholipid biosynthetic process. The transcript has a single exon. Gene Ontology annotation, molecular function: phosphatidylserine decarboxylase activity. NCBI's taxonomy places the organism in Eukaryota, Fungi, Ascomycota, Pichiomycetes, Serinales, Debaryomycetaceae.